This is a messenger RNA of Pleurotus ostreatus (oyster mushroom), 2505 nucleotides long. RefSeq lists its product as uncharacterized. The coding region runs from base 1 to 2505 and encodes 834 amino acids. Gene Ontology annotation, cellular component: plasma membrane. NCBI's taxonomy places the organism in Eukaryota, Fungi, Basidiomycota, Agaricomycetes, Agaricales, Pleurotaceae. Gene Ontology annotation, molecular function: sodium:proton antiporter activity. The record is from RefSeq and is a predicted model, not a curated record. The transcript has 8 exons. Gene Ontology annotation, biological process: proton export across plasma membrane; regulation of membrane potential; sodium ion export across plasma membrane.
AUGGUUUUCCAUCCGUUUGAAGUCACGAUUCCCCAUGUUGCCUAUGCAUGUCUGGGAGGGUUUGUAGUCAUUUUCGGCAUGUUUUCAUUGCUUUUGAGAGAAAAGCUAUAUAUCGGCGAGGCGUGCUGGGCGUUCUUGUUUGGUGUCAUCAUAGGUCCUUAUGGCGCCGGAAUCUUUGAUCCCCGUCACUGGGGCGGCAGCACAGAGGUUACCAACAUGAUCACCUUAGAGUUUACUCGCGUCGUCUUAGCUAUCGGUGUAUUCGCUAUAGGUGUCGAAUUACCAAAAGCCUACAUGGCGCGCCAUUGGAAGAGCAUGUUCUUUCUCUUAGUGCCAGUCAUGACCUGGGGAUGGUUUGUCUCGGCUGGCCUCAUUUAUGCUCUUGUGCCAGGCUUGAACUUUCUGUCUAGCUUGGCAGUGGCCGCUUGCCUUACGCCUACCGAUCCAAUUCUCGCCGCAGCCGUCGUUGGUGGAAAGUAUGCAGACAAACACGUUCCAGCCCAUCUCAGACAUAUGCUGGCUGCUGAGAGUGGAUGCAACGAUGGAGCAGCCUUCCCAUUCCUAUACCUCUCCCUGUACCUUAUCAUCGAUGCCCCAAACACUGGCAGAGCUGUUGGCGAUUGGUUCCUCAUCCUCUGGCUAUAUAGCAUCAUCAUGGCCGUCGUCAUCGGUGGGUUGCUCGGGUUCGCAUUCAGACAUCUCAUGAAGUUCUGUGAACGACGCAACCUCAUCGAUCGACAUUCAUACGUUGCCCAAUAUAUCUCGUUGGCCUUGCUUACGAUCGGGGUUUGCACGCUUCUCGGGACCGAUGAUCUGCUUGCUGCCUUCGCUUGCGGAACCGCCUUCGCAUGGGAUGGCUUCUUCAACAGGCAAACCGAAGAAACGUCAUUCAGUUCCGUCAUCGAUCUUCUUUUCAACAUAGCGGCUUUCGUUUUCGUCGGCGCGUGGAUGCCAUUCAGCAGCUUUCAAGACGCCGAGCUCACUUUGACCGUUUGGCGACUGAUUGUAAUCGCCAUCUUAGUUCUGCUCUUGAGGCGGUUGCCAAUUAUGAUAGCAUUGUAUAAGUGGAUCCCCGACGUGAAAACAUUCCGUGAGGCCCUUUUUAGUGGACACUUCGGCCCCAUUGGCAUCGGUGCUGUUUUUAUCUCAACCCUCGCUGCCGAGAUCCUCCACAACGCUCACUCAGAUAACGAACAAACGGAGCUAGUGGCGAACUCCAUCCAACCCAUCACUGCAUUCAUGGUUUUGACAUCUAUAACGAUCCAUGGCCUAUCUAUUCCUUCCUUCUCUCUCGGGCGUCGAGUCCAUUCCGUGUCCCUUACUUGGUCACGCCAUGCACCUCCAGACUGGACAACCCAAGCUCGACACGUACAACGGGGCGAAGAUAUCGUCGUCAACAGGGAUGCCGAUGUUGAGUCUGGUGCUCUCCCGGCUAAGCCGGAGCUGGCCGUUCCACGUGCACGACACACCGACUCUACGAGCGGCAGCACAGACAUUGCCGAGAAGCCCCCUUUGUCAGAAAGCUCUAGUGAGGAUACAAAGAGAGAGGAGGCUAGACAAGCCGAAGAGGCGAAAGAAGAGACUCCGCCCGACGGGACUGAGAUUCUACAGCAAUGGCAAGAAGGCCCCGAUGUAGUCGUGGAAAGACGAGCAGGCCCGGGAGAAGAGGUUGAAGUGGAAGUCAUCCGCAAUGCUAAUUGCGACGAACUCCCAACAACGCGAUCACUACUUCGCGGGCCUCAGGAUCUAAUGCAUCAACAAAUCGAGCCAUAUUUAAGGAAGCUGCGUCAUGCACCUCAUGAAAUUCAACAGGAUGCCGAUGCGGUUGCCCAUGCUAUUGCACAAGACGCUAGGCAUGUCGAGGAGGGAGCUAAACAAGCUAUCCACGCUGUUGCUCAUCCAGGCAACGAGCAGCACGCCGGUCACAGUGAUCGGGAGGACGAAGAAGGUUGGGCAUCAGACCGUAGCAAUCCGGGAGAAGCGUCCGCUUCGGCAAUGGCUCUCCAACCCUCCAACACAUCCGACCGCAAACGACGAAGCAAGGCCUUCAUGCGGCAUGCUCCGAAACUCGGCAGUCGAGCACGCAGACGGACUUCGGCUCGGAAAGGCCUGCCACAAGACGACCACAUUUCCGCGCUCCCGAUCCUCGAAGACACUGCAGAGGAACCACGGGGCCGGCCAUUCAGUGACGUUCGUCCUCGAAGACGGCAGGUAGAUCAUGCCAGACCCCAUACAUCCGAUUCUGGAAACUCGGGCCCUUUCAGAAAUAAUAGAAUAGAUCGUGUAUUGGCUUUGCAUGCCUCUCGAGAGGCGUCACCGUCACGUUCCGUGCGCUUCGCAGAUACUGAGCCCCGAAGCGGGGCCAGUACUCCUCGGAUAUCCUACCAUCGGAAUGACUCUGCCACAGCCGAUGCGACUCCUUCAGACACCCCUCCCCCAGAGUCAGCAACUGAAGACCCAGAUUCCACCAGGCACAAGGUUACAUUCAACUUGCGAGCCAAGUAG